Messenger RNA from Camelina sativa (false flax), 844 nucleotides. RefSeq names its product AP-1 complex subunit sigma-2. Lineage: Eukaryota; Viridiplantae; Streptophyta; Magnoliopsida; Brassicales; Brassicaceae. Gene Ontology annotation, biological process: vesicle-mediated transport; intracellular protein transport. Gene Ontology annotation, molecular function: clathrin-cargo adaptor activity. Gene Ontology annotation, cellular component: AP-1 adaptor complex; membrane coat. The record is from RefSeq and is a predicted model, not a curated record.
GAGCAAAGAAACAAAAAAAACAUUUAGUUAUUGCCGUGGGGAGAGGAGGGGAUCAUCACCAUCAUCUCAGCUUGUGGAUUUGGCUGCGACAGAUUUGAAUCGUCUUGAGUGAGCUACGAAAUCAUGAUACAUUUUGUGCUUCUUGUUAGCCGGCAAGGAAAGGUAAGGCUCACCAAAUGGUAUUCUCCUUAUGCACAGAAGGAAAGAUCUAAGGUUAUACGAGAACUCAGUGGAGUGAUUCUGAAUCGAGGUCCCAAGCUCUGCAAUUUCGUUGAAUGGAGAGGCUACAAAGUUGUUUACAAAAGAUAUGCAAGUCUCUACUUCUGCAUGUGCAUUGAUCAGGAGGAUAACGAGUUAGAAGUCCUUGAGAUCAUUCAUCACUAUGUUGAGAUUCUCGAUCGCUAUUUUGGAAGUGUGUGUGAGCUCGAUUUGAUUUUUAACUUCCACAAGGCAUAUUACAUAUUGGAUGAGCUCUUGAUUGCUGGGGAGCUUCAAGAGUCGAGCAAGAAAACAGUAGCCAGGAUUAUAUCUGCUCAGGAUCAACUGGUGGAGGUUGCAAAAGAAGAGGCCAGUUCGAUAAGUAAUAUAAUCGCUCAGGCUACUAAGUAGUUUUCUUUCGUCAUCUAUGCACUCUUUGCAGUUAAAACAUGUUCCCUGUGUACUGUCACAGUAAAUGUUUUGAAUUUUUUUAUUUCGAACUUUUUCAUCUCGAGGGAUUUUCAUCUUUAAGCGUCCUUAUCUUCUAUCUGUAUGUUUUGAUUUGGGUCAUAAACAAGUUAAAUUAGAUCGUUUGUAACAUUUGUCGACAUGUUUUCAAAUUCCAUUCUUUUAUUGUGAAGCGACA